AUGGUCCAAUGGGGUGGUUUUAUAGAACAGCGCGACGAGGAGCGUGAGGCGCACAAGGAACGCCAUGUCGCAUACUGGGACGAAAAUCACGAUAACCCUGAGCUUGAGCUUUGGCGCUUUGAGACAGGCUUUGACCAUGGCUGGGGUGCCGGAAACAACGAGGAGGAUGGCGAGCUUGCAGAGCAGAGGUUGCAAGAGCAUAUCGACGAGCACGGAGGGCAGGGCGAAGGAGGUCAUGCUUGGGAGUACGAGCACGGUUAUCAGCAAGGACUUGAUGCGUUCAAGAAUUUCCGAAAUAACAACCCUGAUGAGUUCGAAAACCCUCCCGAGGAGUAA
Messenger RNA from Rhizoctonia solani, 336 nucleotides. RefSeq lists its product as uncharacterized. The transcript is spliced from 4 exons. NCBI's taxonomy places the organism in Eukaryota, Fungi, Basidiomycota, Agaricomycetes, Cantharellales, Ceratobasidiaceae. The coding region runs from base 1 to 336 and encodes 111 amino acids. The record is from RefSeq and is a predicted model, not a curated record.